AUGUUGGCUCGUGCGCUGCAGCCUUUACGGUCGCAUCCGCCGAUCCGAGUCUGUGAUGCUUGUGGUACUCGCUUGGUCUCGUCAUCAUCGACGUCGUCAAGUCGAUCGGAAUUCCAGUCGCCGUCAUCGGUGCAUCUGUCGAGUGAAUGGAGACAUAGGAAAGGGAAGGGAAGAGAGGUGGGUGUUGGGUUCUUCCUUGUAGGCGUCACUCGUGCCAGUGAGCCGAUAACGAAGAUCGCUACCCACAGAUCGUGUUGGAUCGAACCGAGCUUCGCAAUCGAUCCAUGCUCACGAGGCUGGCGAGACGACCGCCUGGGGUGCGUUAGGGCAUGGUUUCUCCUGUAUUUCGAGCCACGACCACUCAUUUUCGGUUCAUCUCACACCACAGCUCAUCGCUGCACCGUAUAGCACAAGUCAUAGCUUGUCCUCAAGGACAGCUUCGAGCUCGAGCUCGACUCGGGCCCCUGAAGAGCGAGCCACAGCCCCACUCGGCUCACAAGCUGCAGCCACAACCUGGGCCGACCUGGAAAUGGCUAUUACAAGCAGUCCUCCCGUAGAAGCUCGAGCGGUCUUCAACAAUCUCACACCGCAUGAUCGCGCCUCGUUGCCACGAUCGACGUUCGAUGAUCUCUUCCUCCUCGUCGCCGAGCUUGACUCGCCUCAACGACGGACGCGCCGCGUAGCCAGUGCAAUCAAGGCAUUGAAUGCCUACGCCAAGGAUGAAAGAAGGUGGAAAUUGACAGAUCAACAGACGCGCAUCGCUUUCCAAGUGAUGGUGCGAUGGGAAGAGAUUCGAAGGAAGCUCGCGGCGGAUUACCGUGAUCCUAUCAAUCCGACUGUAGAGGAAUGGGACACCCAAGAACGCGAACGGGCGAGAAGGGCCUACCUCGAUCAGCUCAGGGAAGAAUUCAUGGCUAUACGAUCACGUGGGAGCGUCGAGUUCGAAGACGAUAGGUCGAUCGUCGAACGGUACGCCGCGGCCAUCAUCAGUCGCGAUGUCAAUGAUUAUCGAAACGCUGCCGAGGUGUACGCACGAGCCGGUCGACUACGCUACGACCCCUCUGCCAUGGGAGGAAUGAAACCUUCUUCGUCUUUUGUGGCGAACCCACCGAUGGUUACACCGGCAGCUUCGACCUUGCUAUUCAAAUUAUUCCAGAAGGACUCGCAGCUCGCGCUUCGGCACCUCGGGAUCAUGCUCGACCGCGGCCAACUGCCUUCGUUCGAAGCGCUAAAAUGCAUCAUGUUCAAUUCCGACGAGUCGUCAAAAGGGGAGGAAGAUGUAUAUAUGCACUAUCGGCAGGUCCUCGACGCGGCAUGUGACCCGGGCUCGUGGUCGGGUACCCGGUCUCUUGAUGCGCUGCAGGAGGAACGACUUGCUCAACUCGAUCGGACCGAGGACUUUGAGCAAGAGCCUUGGUUCGCGUUCCUGCAGUGGCUUUCGUCUGAGAGGGAGGACAAGGAGGACAUGAUGGACUGGCUGCUAGUGUCGCUGAGGUUGUGGAAGGUCGUCUAUGCCGAUCACGGGAACUCGCCUACGCGGUACCGAAGCCGAGAACUGCUCGACGAUCUUAUUCGUCGGACCCUGCCCGAACGGCAGCUCGACCCUUCUGCAAACGCGCGACCUGCACCCGCUUACUUUUCCAGCAACCCUCAUGGCCUUGGCCGACCCUCACGUGCUGUACACCUAGCGAUUCGACUCGCCCUCGACCAGUUGAGCACCUUCCAACUCGUCACUCGCGCUCACCGACUACUCCAAGCCAUCACCGUCUCGAGUCUCGAUCGACCGUUGGCUCGCAAAGCCUACAUGACCCUUCGCGAAAAGGCGCCUCUUGACAGCCAAUACCCCUUCCGCUGGACAGCAGCCCUUCGACCGACGCUUGUCCAAUUGAUCCUCCUCGCCUCGCCCCCCAAUCCCCCGGACCCGGACUUCAUCUUGCAACUCUACCUCGACUGGACCGCAUGCGGCAUGACCUUCCCCGUCUCCCUGUAUCCUCCUCUAUGGCGAGCCCUUGGUCGAAAGGGAACGGUGGAGGAUUUGGCGCGUGUGAUCGACGAUUACGAAACCUCCGGACGAGGUCGCGUCGAAGCGCGCAUCAUCUCCUUCGUCCUCCUCGCCAGCACCGAACGCGAAGAUGCCCUCAAGACACUACCUCUAUUGGAAUACUUCCGCAACCGCAGCCCCGUGACGACAACCCCGAUCGACUACCUCGUCCCACGUCGCGUGUACGAGCACAUCAUGUGGCAACUCGCUUCCUCCACAUCCGAUCAAAGGCCCGAGGUUCUUCGUUUGUUCAAACAAUUGACCGAAGAAGAAGGGUGGAAACCACGCAUCACGACAUGGAACGCGAUCCUCGCCUCGCACGUAUUCCGAUCCUCUUUCACUCCUGACGAUCUCGAAGCCGCAGGAAAGACGUACGACCUCAUCGUUCGACGAACGCCGCGAUCCCCCGAUUCGGCGACCUUCUCUUUAGUCCUUCUAGGAUUCCUUCGCAUGGCGAAGCAGUUCGAAGGGCAAAAAGUGACCGCUGUCGAAGCGGGUUUGAAGACCGUUUCAUCGGCAUUCGAGAAAGGCCGUUUGGUCCGUGGUCAUCAAGUGGCCGAGUUGAUGGGUUUGUUGGGCCAGUUGGGGAGGUACGACCAAGCCAAGAUGUUAUCCGAACAGUGGUGGGCUAAGGUCGUUUCGAAUGAGAGGGAAGGGAAGGGAAGGGUUUUGGGAGAGGAGGAGAUGGAGAGGAUGAGAGGCGCGAUUGAGGAUUUGGCUGAGAGGGAGAGUGGGGUGAGGAGGGAGAAAAAGGUGAAGGGGGAGAGGCAGAGCAAGAAGAGCAAGAGCAAACGGUCCGAGUUUGCUUUCCCUUUAUUUAGAGAUCCCAAGAACUGA
Microbotryum saponariae is the source of this 2878-nucleotide messenger RNA. The record is from the annotation of a GenBank genome assembly. NCBI's taxonomy places the organism in Eukaryota, Fungi, Basidiomycota, Microbotryomycetes, Microbotryales, Microbotryaceae.